CUGCGGCUGGAGGACCAAUGGCGGUGGCUCCGACGUUGAGUCCGAGCCAUGGCAACGGCCACAGGAAUACCAACAGAUGAAGAACAGGCCACUGGACUGGAGCGGCGCGCCCUGCAGGCCCUGAAACGCGGAAAGGAUCCUUACAGUAUGCUGAAGCCCAAAGAGUAUGCCGGCACCAAGGAGGAGCCUCACAUUGUGCCGUGCAUUGGAACCAAGAGGCUGGUGGGCUGUCUUUGUGAGGAAGACAACACUGCUAUUGUGUGGUUCUGGCUCCAUGAGGGAGAUGCCCAGCGCUGUCCUUCCUGUGGUUCCCACUAUAAGCUGGUCCACCAUGAGCUGCCCCACUGAAACAAAACUUAACACAAGCUCCGGACAUCCAUAAACUCCAAUGUGUACAUUAUCAUUUAACAUGUACAGUUUAUCAUUAAAAUAUAAACCUGAACUGUC
Molecule: messenger RNA, 447 nt
Organism: Morone saxatilis (striped sea-bass)
Lineage: Eukaryota; Metazoa; Chordata; Actinopteri; Moronidae
Product: cytochrome c oxidase subunit 5B, mitochondrial-like
Exons: 4
Coding region: 49-348 (99 amino acids)
Biological process (GO): mitochondrial electron transport, cytochrome c to oxygen
Cellular component (GO): mitochondrial envelope
Source: RefSeq, a predicted model, not a curated record